ACAAUAACAUUGUAACAGUUGCCAUGGAGAGGAGAGUUAGUAGAGCCAAUAGCCCUUAUGCAUAUUCCAUGAUCGAACACACUUUCUACCGGUGUGGCGAUUUCCGGUCAGUCUAGAUGUUAUCGACGAUAUAACGUUACUACCACUAUGUCGCCGUUUUUUUACUAGGCGUCUUCAGGACUUGCCUCAAAUUAAUAUUAAUGAUGUACAUCGAAUUGUUAAAUCAGCCUCCGAGACUCCAGCUAGCAAGAAUGAAAAGGGGUUCCAGAUGUAUAUAGGAAGCUACAUAGACAACUAUGAAGAUGGUGUUAAAGCACUCCGUACCAGUGAUGGUGGUCCAAAGCCACUGCUCCUGUGUUGCAGGAAGUGCUAUGUGCAAUCAUCUGCUGGCCCUUCUUUACCAGACAGCGCACUGCUCUCAACUAAACAUUCUUGCUGCACCACCAGUUCAAAGCAGCACAGACACAGAACAGUGUUGGCACAAGCCAAGAACACUUAAGUUCUCUCUACAAAGGGCUCAAUGGAUACAUGCCUGACAUGGACCUUCUCCGCGUCUCAGAAACAUAUGACAACUUUUCUCCACUUACUGCCACUCUUGUGACAACAAUGGAAAUGUCAGCUGACGUGCCCCGGGUUGAGUCCGCCUUUGGUCCAGUGCAAGCCGGCAGUGUUCUCUCCUAUCAGCUUCCACAGCCAAAGACCCGUGAAAUUGUGAUGAUUGCCGAUGCCCCUUCUCCACCAAAACUUCCAUUAGAUGGCUACAGGCUUCUGUCUUCCCAGUGUGCUUACGUCCUUAGCCAUCAGGAGCAGUUCCAUCUCAAGGCAUUAGAGACAACCUAUGAGAUGUCACAGAAAGUCGAGGUUGCUACAAGGGAGCAGAGCAGUAGCCCGGAAUGGCAUCAGCUCAGGAAAAUGAGAAUAAAAUCCUCUCGUUUCCGAAAGGUUUGCCAUGUCCGGGGAGAGACCUCAGCUGACCACCUAGCUGAGCGGAUGUUCAAGGGAUCUGGUAUGCAGACCAUGGAGAUGAAGAGGGGGCUAGCCAUGGAGCCAGUGGCUGUACAGGAGUACUGCACACUGAAGAAUGUUAACUUCUUUCCGUGUGGCUUCGUAGUGCACCCAGAUGCUCCGUGGUUAGGAUCCUCUCCAGAUGGAAUCAUAUUUGAUCCCAGUGUGAGACUACACUUUGGACUCUUAGAGGUCAAGUGCCCAAAUGUACCAAGUUAUGUUGACUGCCUUUACCUGAAGAUACAGAAUGGAGAGCUGAAGUUGAAGAGAUCUCAUGCUUACUACUGGCAGGUUCAAGGUCAAUUCCUUCUCACAGGUUGUAGCUGGUGUGACUUUGUCAUCUGUGCACAGGAGGACAUCCUAGUUGAAAGGAUUUCUAAAGAUCUACAGGUUUCAAAAACUAUAAGAGAGAAAGUUGACCACUUCUAUUUUUACCACUACUUGCAGAAGUGUCUAUCUCGCACCUGAAUGGAUCCCCUGCAUGGGUGCCCAGUUGAGUGGUUUUAUGAAAAAUAAGUUAUUGAUGUUCUUGUGAAGAAAUCUACAGUAGAAUAGAUUUGUUAAAAAAUAUAUAUAUUUCUGAAAAUUUUCAAAGGUUCAGUUAAACAAUUACACAUCUCUAA
This is a messenger RNA of Oncorhynchus nerka (sockeye salmon), 1628 nucleotides long. RefSeq lists its product as uncharacterized. The coding region runs from base 529 to 1473 and encodes 314 amino acids. The transcript is spliced from 3 exons. Lineage: Eukaryota; Metazoa; Chordata; Actinopteri; Salmoniformes; Salmonidae. The record is from RefSeq and is a predicted model, not a curated record.